Messenger RNA from Petromyzon marinus (sea lamprey), 8282 nucleotides. RefSeq names its product proline rich membrane anchor 1 (gene PRIMA1). The record is from RefSeq and is a predicted model, not a curated record. NCBI's taxonomy places the organism in Eukaryota, Metazoa, Chordata, Hyperoartia, Petromyzontiformes, Petromyzontidae.
AACCAAAGAAGAUGAAUCCUUGCAGUCACGAAAGCUUCAAAUCGAAAUUGGACUGCAUUCGUCAACAUUCGAACGAUUACGCGCAAAUUACUCAAUUGGGAUUACAAAUCUCUCACGAUCAUAGCCUCCUCCUGCCAAAACUUGGCAGGACCCCCCCCGUGACCAAGUCCUGAGAUUCGGCGAAGCGUUCCUGGAUAAACACGUGUAAUUAUACAAGUGUAAUUACAGUGUACGAGUUUAAUUAAACAAGUGAGAGUCACGUUUGCUUAAACUUGCGGUUUAGGUGAUGUUGUCGCUGUAAAUAUCCACGUGAUAAGCUUCUGAAUAAGAAGCUAAUGGCUGAGUGGGCUUUACCUGGCGAGGUGACGUUCUGACGUGCCGCUCCUGGACAUCUGUGAAAAAGACCUUUAGAGCGCAUUGGAUUCCUCCAGUAUAAAUAUUCUGAUGUUAAACCAAUGCUGGUGAGCAAAGGCCCUAUCGGCAUCAGCAUUGCAUAACCCUGCGCGCAGUUGCGUGCAGGGUGGUAGAGGCAUCUAUACCACUCUGAAACCAACUCUGUGCACACGUUUGAGCUUUGCGCCCUUAAGAUAAUUAAUAUUUAUUGUUUUGCAAUGGCCCAAAGACAAUUAUUUGCACGAAACAUAUUUUGUAGCCUUUGAGAACAUGUUUCAAUGUAUUUUCCCCGACUCCUGUUAAGAUAAUGUACACGCGGCGUCGGUGUUGUUUGACCAUACUUCACCAUGCUGGCCAGUGCGGGUGGGUGACGGUGGGGAGCAUAGACGGUGUGGUAUGUAGUAGGGUACAACACAACGAUGGAUUACAUUGUUCUGCCCUCGAAUAACAGUGCAGCUCCCUGCUGCAGUCCGCAACAGCUGUUCCACACGUGGAGGGUCACCCAUCGUACCAGGAUCGUGAGACGAAACUCGGUGUUUAAACGUCUAAAAACGCGUCAUCAUGGGUUAUUGUCCAUCCACGACCAUGCAUUGAGGUUAUUAUUUAUACUUAAUUUAUUGUUUGUGUUGUCGUUGGGAAGUAAAGCUCUUGACAGUAACAUCUAAUAACAUUGUAGCAACAAGCCCGCCUGCCGGUGGAUUACAAAAUAUCUAUCGAAACUGGUCGGGAGAUAAAUUGUUAAAAUAAAUACUGGUCGAUAAUGGUUGGUAUUGAAGGCCGAUAGGACAAGGCAUGAUAGCAUGUAUAUAUAAAGUGUGCAGAGAUGUAAAAACAACAUGAAUGUAUUUAUACAUUAUUUAUUUAGAUUGCAGACAGGGUAUUAUUGUACGAUGCUAAUGUGAUGCAGCUUAUAUAUCUGGUGUAUACUCAUGGUGUAAGCUGAAAAACACAUGUCUGUUUAGAUUAGCGCUUAUUUAAUUAUACAAAUUAUGCAUUUACAACCAUGUUAAUCCACUGCUGGAUCAACGCCUCGCCACUGCGUGUCAGUCAUAGAAGUUGUUUGACUAUAAAUCACUGCAUUUGUCAAUGUGGGUUGGUGAAGGGGGAUGGCAGUAAAGGUUUAUUCAUAAAAUAUCUGUGCCAUCAGCUUCAGAGUGGACGUUAAAUAUCCCGUGGCGUCAUUCGCAAGAGUAAGGCCAUUGUGUGACGGCAUCCUGGUCUACCAUUGGAAUAUACGUAGUAAUUAUCGCCCCCCUCCCUACUGAGAUAAAUUGUCAGGACCCUCCUGAAAAAGUCACGACAUGUAUUGGUGCUCAGAGCCACCCUAUCUAGAUGGCCACUGGCCAGGUGGCUCAGCGGGAUCACGGGAGGCUUACAGUCGGAAGGUUGAGGGUUGACUCGGCUAAUCAGCCCUUCGGGAUCGAUACAACGAGUUCAUGACGCUUGUUUACCCAGCCUUUCCUGGGCAAAGAAACUUAAUACAUAGAAAAUAAAUAACAUAUCCAUAACUCGUCACUGAUGUUAGUGAGCCUUUGCUAGAAAUCAAGCUCGGUUGGCCGAGUUAGCACAUUCCGCCACCGCGCCCGCUGUUGCUGGAUGGGAGUGUUAUUCCUUGUUGCUGGAUGGGAGUGGUGUUCCUUGUUGCUGGAUGGGAGUGUUAUUCCUUGUUGCUGGAUGGGAGUGGUAUUCCUUGUUACUGGAUGGGAGUGGUAUUCCUUGUUGCUGGAUGGGAGUGUUAUUCCUUGUUGCUGGAUGGGAGUGGUAUUCCUUGUUACUGGAUGGGAGUGGUAUUCCUUGUUGCUGGAUGGGAGUGUUAUUCCUUGUUGCUGGAUGGGAGUGGUAUCCCUUGUUGCUGGAUGGGAGUGUUAUUCCUUGUUGCUGGAUGGGAGUGGUAUUCCUUGUUGCUGGAUGGGAGUGUUAUUCCUUGUUGCUGGAUGGGAGUGGUAUCCCUUGUUGCUGGAUGGGAGUGUUAUUCCUUGUUGCUGGAUGGGAGUGGUAUUCCUUGUUACUGGAUGGGAGUGGUAUUCCUUGUUACUGGAUGGGAGUGGUGCUCCUUGUUGCUGGAUGGGAGUGGUGUUCCUGGUUGCUGGAUGGGAGUGGUAUUCCUUGUUGGUGGAUGGGAGUGGUGCUCCUUGUUGCUGGAUGGGAGUGGUAUUCCUUGUUGGUGGAUGGGAGUGGUGCUCCUUGUUGCUGGAUGGGAGUGUUAUUCCUUGUUACUGGAUGGGAGUGGUAUUCCUUGUUACUGGAUGGGAGUGUUAUUCCUUGUUGCUCGAUGGGAGUGGUAUUCCUUGUUGGUGGAUGGGAGUGGUAUUCCUUGUUACUGGAUGGGAGUGUUAUUCCUUGUUGCUGGAUGAGAGUGGUGUUCCUUGUUGCUGGAUGGGAGUGUUAUUCCUUGUUGCUGGAUGGGAGUGGUAUUCCUUGUUGCUGGAUGGGAGUGGUGUUCCUUGCCUCACAGGGUGAGGGAGGUGGGCGCGAGGAGUUUAAUCCCUCUGGGGGAGAAGCCACGCGGUGCUCUAAAGGAUAGAAUGAGUUCGUGAAAUAAGGAGGAAUACAUAAUGAUAUUGAAAAGUAGGUGUGUUAUGCCCAAAUAUGGUUUUCCUGGGUGUGCAAUUGUCCAUAUAUGGAGUUACGGAACACGAAUCGAUAGAAAUAAUAGCGAUUUUGAUUCAACGCUCGACCCCGUCAUAAAUCCCAUGCUCAAACUCGUAAAGUUCGUUCUCAUGCUGGAGCCCAUAAUGACGCUUUCCAUUGGUUGUUCAUUGUGCGGCAUCGCUUCCCAUCAGGUUACAUUAGGGCUCACGCAAACGCAGUCCCUCCAUGGCGUCACGGACUCGUUCUGUGGCGUCACGGCGCCGUCGCACUUUUGCUCGUGGCACGUGGGAGACGUGCCACGUUGUGGGGCGAUCGGUACCGUGUGUUUAACCAUAACACGACGAGCGUCACUGUGGAGAGUGUAACUCCGAAUAAGCGGACAACAUGCCUCCUUUACAUAUUUGUCCCACCACAUACAAAAAAAGUGUGUUUCACACAUGCCAUCAGCCACACGUGGCAGGCCACUAGCAUAGUGACAAGCAAUCCUCACCCUGCUGGUGAGACAUUGAGUCUCGUAACUGGUCCCAAAUUUUUUAUUUUAUUUUUGAAUGUGGAGGGAUAGCUAUGAGAAGGAGUCUGCUGUUUUGGCUUAUUUAUUUCUUAAUGGGUAAACCGCGAAAGAGCCCAUAAAGACCGCAAGGCUUCCAAGGGAAGCUGGGUUAUUGGUCGACCGCCUUGUGCCACCGCCCUCGCUUCAUCCGACUGGACUCAUGAGCAGUGGCAGGAGGAGAGUGGCUUUGGGGCGUAGCAGCGUGAGUCCAGUAAGAAGAUGCUAUCAGCGCUGACUCCCCUCGCCACGAUGAGCUGGCUUCUUGACUAAGUUGACGGCACGUGGGAUGUAUGUCGCCGCAUAUAUUCAAUUACAUCUACGCUUGCACUUCUGCAACCCCCGCCUUCACCAACCCGCACAGACCAGCGUGGUGAAGUAUGGUUAGACAACCCCGACAACCUGCACGGCGUGCGAAUCCAGCCGUACGAGUCGUUUUGCAGCGACUCCCUGGCGCGUAGACUGGAACAACGCGAGACAUCCCAGGGACUCCUGCCCACUGUCGGAAUGCUGGCUUGGGAUCCCAGACAUGUCUCUUGGCCCGUCUUGUCGGCUCACUUCACUGUGGCCGUAUUGGUCGCAGUUUUCCAAGUGGUUAAAGCUGAGCAGGCACAGGGGUCGCCGGGUGGCCGAGAAUUCUCCAGGACGGAGAGCGGCGGCGACAGUGCCGGCAUUUGCCAGAGCCUGUGCAUGAUCAGUCCGCCGCCCCCGCUGCCUCCACCACCGCCUCUGCGCAAACCCAAGUCCAGGGAACCACCACAACUUCCCCUACCAAACCCAACCAGAGGGCCUGUGAUAGAAGACAGCCAGUGGCUGGAAUUGGUCGUUUUCCUGGUGGUGGGUGGCGUGAUUCUCUUAGCCAUCAUCCUAUUGGUCACCAUCUGCUACAAGGCCAUCCGGAGGAAACCGUUACAUAAGGAGGAGAAUGGAGGGAACCAGGCUGAGUCUGCAGCUCCAAUGCCAGAUGACAAAACUACUGAAGCCAACAACACUGUAGCUUGACCAGAAGAGAGAAAAUCACACGAAACAAAAGUCAAAGGACAAUGAUAAGGAUUCGCCACAAUAGCCUUGUCAUCUAGGACGCUUAGAUGCCCUUUCGCACUUACGAGAGCCCGUCAAGGAAGGCAUUUCCCGAGGGCUGACAUUCUGACGAAUGGUGCAAAUACGCAUGCGAGUUGAAGAAAUGUCAAGGAUGAAUUCUGCAGACCGAGCGUACAGUGUAUAAAUCAUUCAAACGACUCCGUGCCAAGCUUUCCCAUCCUCAGAACAGGCCGACGUAUUUUGCCUCCCGCUUAAUAUAUGAAAGUGGCCCUGAGUUGUCAUUAUUUAUGCGCUGUCAAGCCUGCGGAAAUACCCCUCGUUUUCUUUUUAGCAGAGUUAUAAAUAAUGAUUUAAUUUCGUCACGUUUCCACUUGAGUUCUUCCAAUAUAAGUUCACGGUGAUUCAAAUGCCUCCUUAGAUGUUUUUUUCCCAAUCACAAGUCUGAUUACAUAGUGAAAUAAUUUCCAACUGAAAUCUUGCUUGAGCAUGUUUGGCCCAUAAACCAUAACUUGUGUUUGGCAAAGAGCUGAAUUGUGAGACUGUAUUUUCCCGUGGCCGAUGAGUGUUAAGGAAGGAGAGUGCUUGCCAAUGAUCUGUUGCAAAAGUGAUGAUUUCAUUCUCCAUUUCCUGAUGUGCUCACACAUGUCUGGGUGAAUACUUUUAGAAUGCAUGUGCUUAGGGUCACCACUCACCAUGGGACUUGAAAUAGUUCCUGACCUUUCCCAGUUGAUUUCAUGAAAAUGAGAUAUGACUACAAUAACAAGCAUGCGAGACAUCGUAUAUAGUUUGUCAUAAUCUUUUUCAUUUGCUAGCUAUGAGCAUUUUAAACAAUUUUUGCUCACUUACUGAAAACACAGUGGGCCUGCCUUUUAAAAGUUUGCCUAAAAGAAACAUUUACAAAAAAUAAAUUCCGCUAACAAUCGGGUUGAUGAGUCUCGCUUCUCACAAGGGGCAACAAAGGGAGAUUGACAUUCAAGGCUGCGAGCGUGCACAUUGAGAAUCGCAUGUUGAGUCAGAAGCGAUAAUAAUAUAUGAAUAUUCAAACGUGGCAGACCACUGCUGAAUGAAGGCCCCCCUCAUGCCAAUAUUGGUGACGGGAGUUGUUUGAACCAGACUUCACAACGCCGGUCGAUGCGAGUUGGCCAAGAGAGGAGGGGACUUAGGUCGGGUUCAGAUCGCCACUACCGAUGAUCGCCAUGGUGGGGAAUCAAUCGCAGGCUGCCGGCUUCACCGUUGCAGCACGCGAGUCGCUGCGCCGCUGCUCCGACGUCGUGGGUAUGCGUACGUAUUUGUGAGCCUGUGUGUGUGUGUGUACUUAGAAACCGUGUGUGCGUCGGUGUCACUGAAACGCGUUCCUAUUGUAACACAAAGCUAAAGUUGUGCCUCCCCUGCCAACUGCUCUGAAAAUCAAGGUGAAAUUUUGUUUUACGAUGGGAGGAAAGCGCCAACAAUUUGUUUGCCGGUGCUCACCCGAUAUUCUGAAGGUGAGCUUGCUGAAAUGUUACUUACGUCUCUUUCCAUUUCGGAGAAAAAGAAAGCUCAUAAUUUGUCUCUAUCCUUUGUAUGACUGCUGGAGUAGCUGCAAUUGCGAGGAAUGCAUCAUGAGUGAAGUACAAUGUCACAUUUCCGACUUGCUUGGAACUGAAAUAAUGGUUGCCACCUGCGCAGACAGUUUGGGAAUUGGCGUCUGUGUGUUUGUGGCAGGAAUUGAUUUGCACUGAUAUCUGGUGGUGUUGUGUUGAACUUUAUUUACAGUAGACUGCACAGAGCUGAUAGUAACAGACUGACCGACAAAUAUACCCGGGUUUGGUCUGUGGAAAAGGUGACAGCCCUCGAUCAGAACAUCUACGUAAAAUUACAGGAUAUUGGACAAAUAUACAACUCAAGACUGCUUUAAGUACGCUUAACUGUGGCUUUAUAAGCGGGUGUGCGCGAGAUUAACGAUACAUGUCAAGUGAUUUAUUGCUCGAAUCAGCAUUGAGGCGCUGUUCAUCUCCUUUUGAGAGCCCUAAACGCAAAUGAUGGAAAUUCCACAUUCCUAUGAUGGGGGUGAGUUUCUCCAUCGGACAACUGCUGUUGACUUUCACACAAAGUGGUACUCGUAUUAAUUACCCUGGAUGGAUUUGUGAACAUCUUUAGAGAAGGACUGUCACACCAAGUACAAACAUUUCAUUGGGUGUGGGCGGUUAAUUGGUCAGAUAUGCGACGAGGAACUGUACCCAAGAUUGCCACUAUUUCACCAAACCUGGACAUUUCUCAGCACGAGGUAUAUAAUUCAACAAAACAAACCCAGUCCCAGAUCUCGGUACAAAUCAGUUCCUACCAUCCGAACACAGAUGCCAACCCAAACGGUACUUGAGUAUUUGUGUAAUGUCCUGCAUUGUAAUUGUGCCAUGACGCAAAGUUUAACAAUGGAGACGGCGCGGUGGUUCUGGGUGGGGUCGGGUCCUGAGGUCCAUGGACCUCGUGGAGGAGCUCAUCCACUCGAGGUGUGCAAAGCCACGCAGGGAACCCCCGGCUCUAUUCGUGUUUACAACGGAAAUGCAAUCUGGAACGUGGUGCGGUCUUAAUGUUCAACCUCAACGUAUAUAUUUAUCCACUUAAUGUACAUUUGCCAAACAUGUACAUGAUAACUUUAUACAAUUCAUUAGAGGAAAUGCUCAUUGUAAAUUGUGUAAAGUAUUCAUUUUUUUCAAAGCUAAUGUGGCAAGAAAUUUUCAAACAUUAUUUAUAUACUAAAACUCUACACAAUCUUUACAGUUUAUACUGUAUAAAGCAACAGCUUGUUAAUUGUGAUUAGAUUUUUUUUUUAUUUUAACUUGGCAAUAUCAUUUUUAUGUUUUGAGAUCUUUUCUCCCAUAUCCGAUACCUUGUACAGCAUAUUUGACUCGUGUUGACUCCCACUAAUGAUACGUUGAGACAUACACAGCUGGGCUAUUUAGAAAAUUUCACAUCUUGUAAAGGACAACAACAGACAGCUUUACAAUUACAAAUAAACGCAGUGACGCUUUAACACUUCUAUAUCCCUAACAUAAUUGUAUAAAGGGUUCUACAGUAAUUGCAAAGGUGGCAUUGUACGCAAUAAUCUGUAUAGCAUUCACUGCUGAAUGUAUGAAGGCUGUUUUAAAAUAGACAGCGAAAAUAUUAAGCAGAAUAACUGUUGUGCGUGUGAACAUAUUUAAUAUUUACUGAAUAUAUGGCCAAAUAAUAUAUGGGUCUCAGUUCUUUGAUGGACAGCUUUGUCUUAAUCAACCUAUCGUUUUGAAGCAAUAUGCAACAAUAUGCUAUGUUUAAAUGUACACGUUCAGCACUUAUGAAUAAUUAACACGUAUCAUUGUUCAAACGAUGAAAAAAGCCAUACUUGUCCUUCUUUAGCAAGAAAAAUCGAACGUAUCAUGAUGGAACUUUUAACUCGUCGCAAUGUUUGUACACGCUAAAUAUAUGUAACCAACCGCAGAGGUGAUCUGUCACGGGUGUCUGUCCAUCGCUAGCUGGAACACAACUCACGCUCCAUGUAUGGAAUAUGCACAAAGGUGCUUUAUGCUUUUUUAUACCUUUUUUUGCAGCAUAACUUAAGCCAUUUUUUUUUACUUUUCGUUGAAUAUCAUAAAUGCCUGCCUGUAAAUAUGUUCAAAGAAAACUGUAAAGCAAUGUAUACUAUCAGAUCUUUAUCGUGUGUAAAUUAAAAUGAGGCAUUACCUUAAUGUGA